Euleptes europaea (tarantolino) is the source of this 1080-nucleotide messenger RNA. RefSeq names its product carbonic anhydrase 14 (gene CA14). Lineage: Eukaryota; Metazoa; Chordata; Lepidosauria; Squamata; Sphaerodactylidae. Gene Ontology annotation, molecular function: carbonate dehydratase activity; zinc ion binding. The transcript is spliced from 11 exons. The record is from RefSeq and is a predicted model, not a curated record. Gene Ontology annotation, cellular component: plasma membrane. Bases 1 to 1080 code for a protein of 359 amino acids.
AUGAGGGGCAUCCCUCCAUCUCCAGCCCCCCCACUUCUGCUCACCUGCCUGAAGAUGCUCUGGUUUUCUGUGCUCUUGCAAGGAGUCUCCUUCGCUUGGGCUGCCAGCGGAGCUUCCCACUGGACCUACGAAGGAGCCCACGGGCAAGAACGCUGGCAGGAGACGUACCCUGACUGUGGGCGGGAGGCCCAAUCCCCCAUCGACAUCCAGACGGAGUCAGUCCACUAUGACCCCUCCCUGCGCCCCAUUGAGCCUGAGGGAUACCGCAGCCCUGGAAGCGAGAAACUGACCCUGACUAAUAACGGGCACACAGUGCAGAUGUCUCUGCCCCAGACGAUGCGCUUACACGGCCUGCCCAAGGUCUACUCGGCUGUUCAGCUGCACUUCCACUGGGGCAGCCAGAGACACACGGAGGGGUCAGAGCACCGGGUGGACGGCCGGGCCUUCCCUGCGGAGGUUCACAUUGUCCAUUUCAACUCAGAGAAGUAUGCCAACCUGAGUGAGGCGAAACACCACGCAGACGGGCUGGCUGUGCUGGGGAUCUUUCUGGAGGUCGGCAACUCGGAGAACCUUGCUUACAGCCACAUCUUUGACCACUUGGAAGACAUCGAGCAUGCAGAGCAGGAAAUCUCUCUCUCGCCCUUCAACAUCCGCGACCUCCUUCCCGCGCACCUGGGCCACUUUUUCCGUUACAACGGCUCUCUGACGACCCCGCCGUGCUACCAGAGCGUACUGUGGACUGUCUUCCACCAGACCGCCCGCAUCUCCACUGACCAGCUGGAGAAACUGCAGACAUCGCUUUACUCCACAGAAGAUGACAAAACUCCAGAGCUGCCUCUUGAGGAUAACUUCCGGAGGCCACAAGACUUGAACCGCCGCCUGGUGUUCUCUUCCUUCCCGGCAGCACCCUCUGGAUAUUCUGCAGGCAAGAUUGUGGCCAUCAUUUUCGGGGUGGUUUUGGGCUGCCUCAUCCUCUUCCUUGCUGGCUGGAUUAUGGCAAGAAGAAUACGGGAGAAGACCAUUCAGGACCAGAAGGGUGUGGUCUUCAAAUCCUCAUCACCUCGACCCCCUACGGAUUAA